Fibroporia radiculosa is the source of this 2763-nucleotide messenger RNA. RefSeq lists its product as uncharacterized. Lineage: Eukaryota; Fungi; Basidiomycota; Agaricomycetes; Polyporales; Fibroporiaceae. The coding region runs from base 1 to 2763 and encodes 920 amino acids. The transcript is spliced from 20 exons. The record is from RefSeq and is a predicted model, not a curated record. Gene Ontology annotation, molecular function: high-affinity potassium ion transmembrane transporter activity. Gene Ontology annotation, biological process: potassium ion import across plasma membrane; intracellular potassium ion homeostasis. Gene Ontology annotation, cellular component: plasma membrane.
AUGCCCUCGCUGCCGUCCCGUCGUCUUUCGCGGAAGUCGUGGAACUGGCUUUCGAACAUCUGGCGGUACUUCCGGGGGCAUCUGAACUUCUACCGCGUCCACAUCCUUGUCUUCCUUUUUGCGCCUCUGAUAUUCUCUGCCAUCAUAUAUGCGGCCAAUGGAGAAUUCCACAUCGCCUACAUCGACUGCCUCUUCAAUUCCGUCAGCGCCUUCGCCGUCUGCGGCCUCGCAAGCAUCGAUCUCAGCCGAAUGACGCCAUUCCAGCAGGCUUUGUUGUUCAUACAGUUGUCCCUUGGAAACAUUGUAGUGGUGUCAUGGGUAAUGGUGUAUAUACGGAGGAGCUUCUUUGCGAAGAAAUUCCAGCGCUUCAUGGAAGCUGACAUGGCACGCAAGUUGUCUCGUCAAUCGCACAAACACGUGGAAGUCAAGUUAGUUCCGUGGUGGCGUAGAGCAGCAAAUAUUGUCUUCGGCCAGACAAAAUUGGAUUCCGGCGAUGCUAAUGAUAGUGGAAGUAGUUCCACUCCUGACCAUAGAGGGGCGCAGACGUCGCGUCUACGGCCAGAUAUGAUUCGUAGGAUGGAUGAUGCACCGCGCAGAAUCAAUCCGAGCGGGUGGAUCAGCGAAGCUCGUAUGGACACUAGGGGCCACGCAACAAGUGAAGCACCUCAUGGAGACGUCUCCUCUUCGCCGCAGUUCUUGACGUUUUCAGACAUAGAAAGCCCUGCGCCUGUGGAUGGACCUGCUCUCCAAGGUUCACCUCGCUCUGCGUCUGUGACCGAGUUGGAGUCAGAUGUUUCAGAUAGCAAACACCACGGGGCUGGCGACGAGGAGGAGGAACAAAAUCGGCGGCGAGUUCUUUCGGAUCCCCAAGUGCCACCUAUGAUGUCCGAAUUGCACAAAUCUGGGCAAGGAGAUAGGCUACCGCGUUCGAUUUCUGUGUCCGUUGCCUCACCCAACAGGCAAGGCUACUUGCCGAGAACGCAAACAAUCGAAUUUGCUGCAACCCCUCGGCCGUUGCGCUCUGCUCGUUCUUUCGGUGAGUUUGGGGGUCGGGUCAACUCAUUGGCCCAACAGGGCACCAUCACCGACUAUUCGACUCCACACGAUCGUAGGUCCAUGCACAGACCAACCAUAUCGAUGCCGCAUACAUUCGAGUCGAGAGCGUCUUUGCACUCGCAUCCUCCCCGAGUGAUGGAUACCGGCUUUGGCGGCUUUCCCAUGCCAUUUGAGAUCCUCUCUAGACUGUUCAGGCAUUUUUUCCCCAAACUGGAGCGAAAGUUGACCCGCACGGUUACAAUGCCGCGGACGCGAACAAUUGUUUCCCAACACGGUUCAGUGGCGCCAGGGGCCCGGCCCGUGUCGUAUAUAAGCUUCGAGGCGGUCGUCGGCCGCAACUCAACGUUUAAGAGGCUGACACACGAGCAACUGGAGGAGCUCGGAGGAGUUGAAUACCGUGCGCUUGGGGCCCUGCUUUGGAUUGUUGGAGGGUAUCAUCUGGUGACGCAGUUAAUGGCUUUCACCAUCAUUGCGCCUUAUGUAUCGAUACCUCGCUGGAGCGCGGAUUUUAAGACCCCGCAGUUAUUCAGGAAUACCUCGCCUAUUUGGUUCUCCGCAUUUCAGGUGGCCUCCGCGUACACGAAUGCGGGAAUGUCGCUGGUGGAUCAAUCCAUGUUACCCUUUCAAGAAGCGUACCCAAUGAUAGUGGCCAUGAUAUUCGUGAUCUUGGCUGGCAACACUGCUUUUCCUAUAUUUUUACGAUUUACAAUAUGGAUAUUGAGCAAGCUAGUGCCGCGGCAGUCUCGCUUGAAUGAGACCUUGCAUUUCCUACUCGAUCAUCCUAGACGUUGCUUCAUAUACCUUUUCCCUUCUCACCAGACAUGGUUCUUGCUGACGAUUUUGACGAUUCUCAACACGACGGAUUGGUUCGCUUUCCUUGUUUUGGACCUCGGCAAUUCUGUGAUUGGGUCAAUUCCCGUCGGAGUACGUGUCAUCGACGGAAUGUUGCAGGCCGUCGCCGUUCGCGCAGCUGGCUUCGGUAUAGUACCCCUAGCUGCUCUGGCACCAGCUGUCAAGGUACUCUAUGUAAUCAUGAUGUACAUCAGCGUAUACCCGGUCGCUAUGAGCGUCCGUUCGACAAAUGUUUAUGAAGAAAAGUCACUGGGUGUUUUUGAGGACGACCAGUCCUCGGUGGAUGUCAAUUUCAAUCCCGCCGGGAAUCGGGUUACGGUAUGGAGUCGAUAUCUUGCAAUGCACAUGCGGAAACAACUUGCCUUUGAUAUGUGGUGGCUAGCAGUCGCGCUAGUCUUGAUAUGCAUCGUCGAACGCGACAGCCUCGAAAAUCCUGCCAACGCGACGUGGUUCAACAUCUUUAACGUUCUGUUCGAGACCGUGUCUGCAUACGGUGGUGUCGGCCUCAGCCUCGGUGUUCCCUACGACAACUUCUCGCUGUCCGGCGCGUUCAGUCCCCUGUCCAAGCUCAUCAUCUGCGCGGUCAUGCUGCGUGGGCGCCACCGCGGGCUGCCGGUUGCGAUCGACCGCGCGGUCAUGCUUCCGUCUGAUUUUGAUGUCGUCGAGCCACCGCCGACCUCGGAAACGCCUGCGUAUCACGACGAGGAAUCUGCCCCGGCGAAGCUGUCUUCUCCCGAAUCACCUCGCUCGCGAAGACUGUCUGUCCUGCGCACGCUGUCCGAGGCCCCCAGCCGCGAUACGCCAGAUCGCGACGAGCAGGAUCGUCCUGUGGGCAAUGGAGACGUGAGUGCGUAG